AUGGCUGUUGCCCUAAAGGAUGUGGAGGGGUUCUCCCGUCCCGGUAUCGACGGUAAAAGGGCGCAAAAUCGAUUCUUGCUACUUGUCCGACAGCACAAGGCAAGCAACCUGGAAUCUGCCCGAGCCUCGGGUGUGAGUGAGGACGAAACAGAGAAGUCCAAGCUUCUGGACGACCUUGUGCCCCUGUACAACGACACUUUGGUCAAGAAGAAACUGUCAGCCCAACCAACUGAGGCCGAGGAGAAGGCGGCCAACAUCAAGUUUAUUCGAGAGCAAGCCAUGUUGCGCGGGCGGCGUAAGUCGUCGGAGUCCGGAGACGCCUCGGAUGGCUCUGUUCUUAGCAAGAGAAAGCUAAUUCAAGAUGCACAGGACAAGGAGAUGGACCUCGAGCGAGAGCGGAUUGCGUUCAAGAAAUUGAAGUUUGAAAGAGAAAUGGAAGAGAAAAGGAUCGCUUGGAGCGUGAACUCGACCGCCAGGAGCGCCAGCAUAUUGGGAAAUGGAGAGCCGCAGAAACGAUGA
This is a messenger RNA of Aphanomyces invadans, 519 nucleotides long. RefSeq lists its product as hypothetical. The coding region runs from base 1 to 519 and encodes 172 amino acids. The transcript has a single exon. Lineage: Eukaryota; Oomycota; Saprolegniomycetes; Saprolegniales; Verrucalvaceae. The record is from RefSeq and is a predicted model, not a curated record.